Molecule: messenger RNA, 1861 nt
Organism: Drosophila ficusphila
Lineage: Eukaryota; Metazoa; Arthropoda; Insecta; Diptera; Drosophilidae
Gene: Ir85a
Exons: 3
Coding region: 1-1824 (607 amino acids)
Cellular component (GO): membrane
Molecular function (GO): ligand-gated monoatomic ion channel activity
Source: RefSeq, a predicted model, not a curated record
AUGUCCAUCCAGUGUUUAAGACAGCUCCUGCUCCUGGUAAUCCUAGCCCAUUACAGUUGGGCAGGUAUUCCGAUAAGGAACCAAAGGAAUUCCUCCCAUCUUAUGGUCAAAACGAGUGAGAUCCUUUGCAAAGCCAGAAUCAAAGUGCUCUUUGUUUACUUUGAGAACCAAACAUCGCAUGAGCACACGGGUCAAAUUCUAAGGGAGGUGACCAAGUGCAACAUAUCCUACAUUUCGCUGAGAAAUCAAAUUGGACCACUGGAAGCGGUCAAAGAUGAUGGGAUACUCAUGUACAUGGUGAUGAUUAUCACGAACAUUUCGCAGCCAUUGGAACUGUCGCUCAUCCGGAAAAAGUCAGCUGCCAAGCACCGGUCGCAUGUUUUCCUCUUGGUGAGAGAUGCCGACACGGUUUCCGAUGCCUGGAUGCGAGCUAGCUUCCGGCAGUUCUGGAAGAUCUGGCUGCUGAACAUCGUGAUCCUCUACUGGCGAGACAACCGCAUCAAUGCGUAUCGGUACAACCCGUUCACGGACAACUACUUGAUUCCGGUGGAGCACGAACCAGAUGGACUGCCCACCCUUGAGCAGCUCUUUCCCAAAACCAUACCCAACAUGCAGAGGAAGCCCCUGAGGAUGUGCAUCUACAAGGACGACGUGAGGGCGAUCUUCUGGCAGCACGGACUGCUCCUCGGAACGGAUGGGCUGCUGGCGGGUUACGUGGCCGAGAGGCUGAAUGCCACCAUGAUGAUAACCCGCCCGCACGCCUACAACAAGCACAACCUCAGCUCAGACAUCUGCUUCUUGGAGGUGGCCAAGGAGUACGUGGAUGUGGCCAUGAACAUACGCUUCCUGGCUCCGGACACUUUCCAGAAGCUGGCGGAGAGCACGGUGUCCCACAUGCGCGACGACCUCUGUGUGAUCGUGCCGAAAGCCAAGGCGGCUCCCACUUUCUGGAAUAUAUUCCGGUCGUUUGGAACAUCGGUUUGGGCCCUGAUUCUAGCCUCUGUUCUGGUGGCGAAUGCCUUCUGCUAUGUCCUGCGAACUGGAGUGGGCGGGGCUCCCAUGCAGCUGUUUGCCGGGGCCUUGACCAUGCCCAUGACCCAGAUCCCACUGAACAACUCGCUGCGCUUCUUCCUGAUCUUCUGGCUCUACUUCGGACUGCUCAUCUGCUCGGCGUUCAAGGGGAAUCUGACCAGCAUGAUGGUGUUCCAGCCGUACCUGCCGGAUAUAAACCAGUUGGAUGCCUUGGCCAAGUCGCAGUAUCACAUCCUCCUUCGCCCCAGACACGUGAAGCACAUCCAGCAUUUCCUGACCCUGGGCCACAAGCACGAGGCCAGGAUCCGGGAGCAAAUGCUGGUGGUUCCCGAUGAACAAAUGGUCCAAAUGCUGAAGCACAACGACGUAAGAUAUGCCUAUUUGGAGAAGUACCACAUUGGCCGUUUCCAGGUUAACAACCGGAUGCACAUGCACCUGGGUCGACCGCUUUUCCACCUGAUGAACAGCUGCCUGGUGCCCUUUCACGCCGUCUACAUCGUACCCUACGGAUCGCCCUACCUAGGAUUCCUGAACUCGCUCAUCCGGAGUUCGCAUGAGUUCGGAUUCGAGCGCUACUGGGACCGCAUCAUGAACUCCGCCUUCAUCAAAUCGGGCGUGAAAAUGGUGAACCGCAGGCGGGGCAGCAGGGAAGGUCCUGUGGUCCUCAAGCUGGAGCACUUUCACGCCGUAUUCGCCCUCUGGCUGGUGGGGAUCGGGGUGGCAUGCAUGGUGCUGCUCUGGGAGCACUUGACCCACAACUACAACUGGGCGGUAACAAAGCGGCGCCACUAAGCAUCGCAUGCAACAUGCAACGAACUCUUCGGUUAUG